Molecule: messenger RNA, 705 nt
Organism: Pleurotus ostreatus (oyster mushroom)
Lineage: Eukaryota; Fungi; Basidiomycota; Agaricomycetes; Agaricales; Pleurotaceae
Exons: 3
Coding region: 1-705 (234 amino acids)
Source: RefSeq, a predicted model, not a curated record
AUGACCCCAAACUUUCGUCCGCGUUUUAUGAGUGCCACCCACGUUCCAUCCUCGACGGAGCGCCUCAUGAAUCCGUUCUACCACUCUCAAGUGCGGCUACCACCGUAUCGAGCUCGUUACCUACAACGCUUUCACCCAUAUCCGCGAGACCAGUCAUCCGGCUGGGCUCGCGAUGUUGGAGAUUCCGAUUUUGAAUGGGACGAUUUCCUGGAGGCACGUCUAUUCAUUCACGGUGUGAACAUGGAGUUGGGGCAAAGCCUCUUUGCCAUGGUUGUACAAACUCAGCGGCUUAUGUUUACAUCCUCACAGAUGGUGGACGCGUUUCAACGGCUUGACAUUAAUUCUGUUCCACGCCCCGACAAUGUGUACGCGUUUCCCACUCAUGCAGCGAGUGAAGAGCAGGUAGAAAUUCAGCAACAUGAUGGACAUCGAGCGGCUGAUUCCAGCACGGCCAGCCUUGUAUCUGCCGGGGUCGAGACGCAGACUAUAGAUGCCGUGGCUCCACAUCGUAGCAGCGAUUCAAACAGGGUGCCCGGGGUCGAGGACUCGGACAUUGUGACACCCACGGGUGAGGAAGACAACCAGGGAGAUCGCUUAGACACGGGAAAUGCCGUUUCCCAUGUGCUUCAAGAAGCUUCUUCAUCAACCCACCCCAUGAUCGCACUAGCCCAUGACUGUCGCAGUGUGAGCCUAGUCGAGGUUUGA